Messenger RNA from Cloeon dipterum, 2212 nucleotides. RefSeq names its product transmembrane protein 164. The transcript has 8 exons. Bases 599 to 1519 code for a protein of 306 amino acids. The record is from RefSeq and is a predicted model, not a curated record. Lineage: Eukaryota; Metazoa; Arthropoda; Insecta; Ephemeroptera; Baetidae.
CACUCGAGGCCAGAUGGUCGAAGCGGCAACAGCUGCUUUCCCCGACCAUUAUCUCGGUCGACGCACCGACCGCCAGAACACUGAUUAGCAUGACUGACGAAAAUUACCAAUGCGCACAAGCAAUUCGGACCGCGGCUCACUUCCUUCGGCGGUCAAGAUCUCGUGCGUUCCGCAAUGCACACAAACUCAUGCCGGGUGGUGGCGAUCGCGGGCAGCGUUUUGCGCUAGGUCAGCACCCAUAUAGUCUGAUCUGGAAAGCCCCUCCGAGUGCGUGCACCGACCAUCCCCUAUCGACGAGCUCUGAAACCACCCGCAAUACACCACGGCUGCCAACAUGGCUGGCGAAAAACAGCCCUCUUGAGGUGCUCGCGAAUCGAUCAUUCCAAGCAGGAGGAAAUUUUUUGCCCGGCGUCGAGUCGUGAGUUUCGACCGCAACUUCCUCCCUGCAGUUUGUUGGUGCGCGAUGCGUCGUCCGGGGGAGGCCGCUCAAAUGCACGCCCGCCACCCCUUCCGCUGCGAUGCCGAGGGGUUGGCCACGGUCGUGUGUCUGCAAUAGUGUCGCAUACCGAGGGCUGCCCACACGACAGCACCAGCCAGGAUGUGGGAGUGGGCGUACGUCGGAAUCAACGCUUCAGUCCCUGGGGAUGGAGGGCCCGAGUGUGCAGCUUACCUCAGCAAAAGGGUCAUUUGGAUCGAGACAGUUUACACAAGUGUCAUCGCGUCGCUGCUAAUCGCGUGGGGUUGGCGACGGCUCACCUUCUACCAACCGCCCGACUACAAAGUGCCCACGCCGCACCGUCCAAUCUACUCGCAACAGCAGCUGCAAACCAGAACCUACCUCUUGCUGCUCUACAGCUUCAUUUGGGGCGUCGAGGUGGGCUUCAAGUUUGCCUCCCAAACUGUCUUGUACCUCCUAAAUCCAUGUCACAUCGUCACACUGAUUCAGUUGUACCUUUUGGCUGCACCUCCCAGUAAAACUGCGAGUGGUUGGUUCCGCCUGCAUCUUAACUACCUAAACGGUGCAAUCCUGGCUUUUGUUUUCCCAGUCACAGACUCGAGACAGCUACCUUUUGAGACUGUCACAUACUGGUUACAACACUCAAUGAUGCUCAUUGUACCUGCAUAUCUCAUCAAAAUCAAAGGUGUUUACACAGUUGAGUCUGCUCGUGAUUUUAGUUGGAACGCCUUGGCUUAUGGAUUCAUCCUUCUGUACCACUUCCUUGUACUCAGUUUUGUAGGAAGGCCGUUUGAAGUUAACUUGAACCACAUGCUGUGCCCUCUUCCUGCGGACCCGUUCAACGGCCAGUGGUACAGGUCGGCCGCGGUGAUUCACGAAGCUCUCCUAUGUCCACUGUGCAGCAAGAUGAUGUGCCUUUUCCAGGGCUUCAUUAACAAGGGAGAUUCCUACGAAAUUGCCUGUGCCAAAGACGAGAAUCAAACAUCGGACAAGACUUCUCUCCACGGAGGGGCGAAGGAGGAAAACGGUUCAGCGAUGACCGGCCACCCUCACGCGGAGUAAUUUGCAAAAGCCCCUAGCUGUGGCUCAUAUAUGAUCUCACUCUGGCAGAGAAAACGCUCACAUGAACGACUUGCCACAGCUAUUCACUCGAGUAAUUUAAAUUUGACUGCUAAAUCAGUAACUUUGUAGAAGGCCUUAAGCGAAGUCUGUAAUGGAUCUUGUUAAAGUUUUGAUCAGAGAGAGUGGGUUUUAAGGAUUGCAGAGGGUUAAAAUAUUGCGUGUAUUUUAAAAGUUGUCAUUGUUAGAUGAUUCUAUAAUCGGAUUACGACAAAUUGAAAUGAAUCGACACUCAUCCACGGUUGUGACAGAGCAAAUAGAUAGAAGUGUGUGUUUCUGGACAGAUGUGUCAUUUCUAAGAGAACGGCUAAUUAUAUGAAAUGUUGUGAAUUAUAUAGAAACAUUUCUUGAUUUGUAUCAAAUCAAGAUCAAAAGAGCAUUGUUUAGAAAAGAGUGUGUUGUUAUCAAUUUAUACAAUUUGUGGCCUCUUAAACAGACAUUUAUUGUGAUAGGCUUGCGAUUGUGCGGGGAGUGAAAUUGGCUACAAAUCCAUUUGAAAUGUUGAGCUACUUAAAGGUUUUGUGGUGACAAUGAUGUGAGUAUGGUCUAACGGCUUGAUUUUAAUAUAAAUGAAUGCUGUGUCCAAAAUACUGUAUAAUAAUUAAAUAAUAAACGUUUAGGGAAAUAUAAACUCAA